Protomyces lactucae-debilis is the source of this 924-nucleotide messenger RNA. RefSeq names its product ferritin-like domain-containing protein. Lineage: Eukaryota; Fungi; Ascomycota; Taphrinomycetes; Taphrinales; Protomycetaceae. Bases 1 to 924 code for a protein of 307 amino acids. The record is from RefSeq and is a predicted model, not a curated record. The transcript has a single exon.
AUGAAGUCUGCUACCAUCUUCUCUCUCUUCUCCCUCGCAGUUGCUUCCCCAGUUGAGAAGCGACAAAAUCAGGCCGGCGUCAAUGAUGCCGCCAUCCUCAACUACGCAUUGACACUCGAGCAUCUCGAGAAUGCAUUUUACAAGGGUGCUCUUGCUCGCUACUCGCAGGCCGACUUUGCAGCAGCUGGUUUCGAUGCAACAGUGUACAAGAACAUCGUGGAGAUUGGCAAGGAUGAGGCAUCGCACGUCUCCUUCUUGACUCAGGCCCUAUCGGCGGCCGGCGCCAACCCUGUCAGCCCUUGCACUUACAACUUCCCUUACAACAGCGUUGGUGCUUUCAUGUCACUUUCCAAGACUUUGGAAGGUGUCGGCAUCUCAGCCUACUUGGGCGCUGCUGCCAACAUCACCACCCCAGCUUACCUCACAGCAGCUGCUUCCAUCUUGACUGUCGAAUCGCGCCACUCUGCCUAUGUUCGCGCUCAGCUGAAGCUCAGCCCAUUCCCCGGAGCAUACGACACCCCUCUGGGCUUCAACGGUGUCUACACCUUGGCAGCCGGUUUCAUCACCGCUUGCCCUUCGACCAAUGUUGCUCUUCCUGUCAAGGCUUACCCAUCGCUCAGUUUGACCGGCUUCACUCAGGUCUUCUCUGGCCGUCAAGCCAGCUUCACAACCCCUGCCACUGGCCUUCCUGCUUCAGGUGCCUUUGUCGCCUUCAUUUCUGGUGUCUCUGGACCAGUAUUUGUGCCCGCUACCACCUCUGGCUCGACCGUCACAGCUACAGUACCCUCCACGAUGUUGGAUGGUCAGAUUUAUGCGCUCUUGACCCGUCAAGGUUCAGGUGCAAUGAUUGUGCCCGCACAGGUCCUCGCCGGUCCUGCUGCUAUUGAGCUUGGCCUGCCUGGUGCUGUUGCCGUUGCAGCAUAA